AUCUGGACACAGCCGGCGGCACCCACCGUGAACCACCGGCUGAUGCUGAUCUGCGAGGUCACCGGAGAUCCCGGCCCCCAGGAGUUCCUGUGGGAGAUGGAAGAAAGCCCAGUUCCGCUGCAGAAAGGCCCCCACAGCAUCCUGGUCCUCCCCUCCUUCAACAACACCCACCUGGGCACCUACACCUGCACAGCCAGCAGCCCCCAGGGCACGGCCGUGGCCACCUACACCCUGUGGAUAAAUGACCUGCAGCAAAAGGUGUUCGUGUUCCCCCAAGAGUCCCCAACCGCCCACGUGCAGGUGACGGCGAAGCUGGAGCAGCCCCUGCACAACUUCACCGUGUGCCUGAGGUCCUUCACCGACCUCACACGGCCCUACAGCCUCUUCUCCUACGCCACCGAAAAACAGAGCAACGAGAUCCUGCUCUUCAAGCCCAAAGCCGGCCAGUACGAGCUCGCCGUGGGGAACAAGCUCUUGUUCUUCACGGUGCCCGUCAGCCUCGCCGAGAGCGAGCACGUUUGUGUCAGCUGGGAAUCCUCCACCGGCAUCGUGGGAUUCUGGUUCAACGGGAAGCCCUGGCCGAGGAAGGGGCUGCAGAAGGGCUACACGGUGGGAGUGCCAGCGUCCAUCCUGCUGGGGCAGGACCAGGACAGCUUUGGGGGGGGCUUCGAAGCCAAGCAGUCCUUUGUGGGGGAGAUUUCAUCCGUGUACAUGUGGGACACGGGGAUCUCCAACUCAGAGGUGUUGGGGGCCAUGCACAACAAACCCACCCAAACCCCCAUCUUCGGCUGGAGGAACUUCCCCUACAAGAUCGUGGGUGACGUGUACCUGAAGCCCUGAGGCUGCGGGGGGUGUCCCCGAUCCCUGCAGUGUAACCCCCUCCCCCAAAGCCAUCCAACACCACAUAAAUGGAGAAAUGGGU
Molecule: messenger RNA, 922 nt
Organism: Cyanistes caeruleus (blue tit)
Lineage: Eukaryota; Metazoa; Chordata; Aves; Passeriformes; Paridae
Source: RefSeq, a predicted model, not a curated record